Pistacia vera is the source of this 1135-nucleotide messenger RNA. Its product is annotated as E3 ubiquitin protein ligase RIN2-like. The coding region runs from base 401 to 1135 and encodes 244 amino acids. The record is from RefSeq and is a predicted model, not a curated record. The transcript is spliced from 5 exons. Gene Ontology annotation, biological process: positive regulation of plant-type hypersensitive response; protein ubiquitination; ubiquitin-dependent protein catabolic process. Gene Ontology annotation, cellular component: ubiquitin ligase complex; plasma membrane; cytosol. Gene Ontology annotation, molecular function: ubiquitin protein ligase activity. NCBI's taxonomy places the organism in Eukaryota, Viridiplantae, Streptophyta, Magnoliopsida, Sapindales, Anacardiaceae.
UUUCGCUUUCCUUCCCGCAAAAACUGACUUAUUCUCUCCGCUUUCUAAAGUUAUUGUCUUUUUUUUUUUUUUCUCUUUCUAAAACGAAAACUAAAAUUAUUAUUAAAUUUUAUAAAUUUAAAGCUAAAGCUAUGCAGAUAAAUUCUGUACAAAUACAAUCCUCCUGCAACGCUAUUAUAGCUUCCUCUUAGAUCGAAUCAGGUAUAGUAGAUUUGAUCUUUGGAAGUUUGGAGGUUAAGUUUGGUAAAUCAAUGCAGGUGGGGGCCAACUUAACAUUUGUAACUCCCUAAUUGGUGCCUAAUUUUGAGAUUCUUUCGAUCAGAAAGUCAUGGUGAUUUAGUUGUAAUGAAUAUCCGAGAGUUAGGUUGUGGUGAAGAGGCUAUAUUUAUAAUUAUAACCAAUGGGGGUGAGCUACUUAGCAAUUUCAGCUGUUUGUACAGUUUUAAGUUUUGUAGGUCUUCAGUGGUGGACAGAGUUUUCAUUACAUAAACUAAGAACAGAUGGGUUAAUCGGUGAGAAUUUGGUUGACUUGGAGAAUGCCAACCAUGCCCUGGAGUUGUUCUUGGGUUCGUAUGCCACAGUUGCAUUGCUGGCAAAUUUUGCGCUCAAUGUUUUUAUUCUACUUAUUCUUUGUCUCAAGACUAUAUUCUUUGUAGAGUUGUAUCCUUCUGAAACUCGUAAAUUUGUGGAACGUCUUAUCAACUAUGUCAUUUACAAGGGAACAUUUCUACCGCUUGUUGUUCCACCAACAGUAUAUCAAAUGGGCUUGUGGUCAAUUUGGUUGACAGUCUUAUGUUCUUUAAAGCCCUUUGAGAUCAUUGAAAAAAUUGGCAAGGUGGCUUAUAAGUUGAAAUUGCCUACUAUGUCAAAAAUACAUCCAAUUUUUCAUGUCUUUGUUCUUAAGAAGAAGCUUGGUGCUGAUCAUGUAGUGCUAGAUGUCCUCCCUGAAGUUAAUUCUAUAGACCAACUCAUUCCUUCUCCUAAGGUUGUGUUGGACCAGCAAGUUCGUAAAGGCAAGACUGAGAUUUUAGUCCAUUGGAAGGGCUUGUCUCCCGCAGACUCAACUUGGAAUGUUCGUGAUUUGAUUCAAGAGCGUUUUCUAGAUUUUAUCCUUGAGGACGAGGAUGCUUUGUAA